This is a messenger RNA of Sinocyclocheilus grahami, 1485 nucleotides long. Its product is annotated as TRIO and F-actin-binding protein. Gene Ontology annotation, cellular component: actin cytoskeleton. The transcript has 11 exons. The annotation marks the transcript as partial. Gene Ontology annotation, molecular function: actin filament binding. Lineage: Eukaryota; Metazoa; Chordata; Actinopteri; Cypriniformes; Cyprinidae. Gene Ontology annotation, biological process: positive regulation of substrate adhesion-dependent cell spreading. The record is from RefSeq and is a predicted model, not a curated record.
ACGCACAGACCGUCGGUGUAUUUCUCCUGCAGCGUGGAGCAGACCGAUGAAGAACCAAUGCAACAGCCUGACUUGCUGAACUUCAAGAAGGGAUGGAUGUCUAAACUGGACGAGAGCGGAGAGUGGAGGAAACACUGGUUUGUGCUGACAGAUGCUGGACUGAAGUACUACAGAGACUCUGCAGCAGAGGAGAGGGACGAGGUGGAUGGCGAGAUCGACCUGAAGGCGUGUGUGAAGGUCUCUGAGUUUGAGGUGGAGAAGAACUACGGCUUUCAGAUUCAGACCAGAGACGCCGUCUUCACGCUCUCCGCCAUGACGGCCGGCAUACGCAGGAACUGGAUCGAGGUCUUGAGGAAGAACGUCCGGCCCAGCAGCUCUCCAGACCUCACACAGCUGCCCAACUGCAGCAGCGAUAAAGAAAAUGCCCGUCAUUCCUCAUCCCGCCGGCUCCGCAGCCAAUCAGAGGCCACCUCCACCACCGCAAACCCCGCCCACCGCAAAUUCGACUAUGUUGAGCUGUCGCCCUUAGCCACGCCUUCUACCCCUGCCUCCACCAAUCAGAGAGAGUCGGGGGAGGGACAAGUGAGAGAGCACAGCCAAUGGCAGGAGGAGCGGCCACGUGCCGACGCCCACAACCAGUGGGAGGCGGUGCUUUCGCGGAAGGGGGCGGGCCAGCAGUCGGAACAGAGGCGAAUAGAGGAGGAGAUUGAGAGGAAGUGGGCGGAGUUUGAGCAGCUUCCGCUCAAAGAGACGAGGUCACUCCCACCGGUGGGCUCGCGGUCGUCAGCCAAUCAGGCGCUGGAGAGGGAGGUGGCGUCUCUGAGGCAGCAGCUGGCGGAGCCGGGGAGGGGGGUUGGGCCGGGGAGGGGGGCGGUGUCUGGCUGCGGGGCGGUGCUGCAGCAGAUGGAGCGCGCACACAGGGAGGCGCUGGAGGAGCUGGAGAAGCAGCACUCGCAGCAGAUCAGCGCACUGGAGCGGGAACGAGACGCGCUGCUGAAGGAGGAGAGCGACGCCACUGCGCGCGUGAUGGAGGCGCUACAGAAAGCACACAGAGAGGAGCUGGAGAAAACCACACAACUCAAAGAGAUUCAUGGGACGGAUUCACACACGCUCGGCAAACAGCAACUGGUGGAGCUGGCGUCUCUGCGGAGGGAGCUGGCAUCUCUGUCGGAGCAAUACUCUCAGAAGUGUGUGGAGAUGAAGCGAGCGCAGCAGCACAGUCUGGAUGCGGAGCGACUCGUGAGUCAGAAAGACACACAGAUGGAGCAACUGAAGAGAGACAACCAGGACCUCCAGGCGCGUCUGUCGGAGGAGGUCAAGGUCAUUCGGUCUCUGGUCACAGGUCAAGGGUCAGACGGAGAGACUGACGGCAGUGAGAGGUCGUGGUGUGAGACACAGGUGCUGCUGCGUGUGAGAGAGAACGAACUGCAGUACUUACACAAGCAGCUCAGCAGCCUCCGCAACCAGCUGCUCUUCCUCACCACG